Molecule: messenger RNA, 1956 nt
Organism: Chenopodium quinoa (quinoa)
Lineage: Eukaryota; Viridiplantae; Streptophyta; Magnoliopsida; Caryophyllales; Amaranthaceae
Product: transcription factor bHLH93-like
Exons: 4
Coding region: 62-670 (202 amino acids)
Molecular function (GO): protein dimerization activity
Source: RefSeq, a predicted model, not a curated record
UUUUUUUUUUUUUUUUUUUUUUUAAGUGAAUAUUUUUAUCACUAGAAGAGUAAACAAUAUAAUGAUUCCAACGAUGACUAUGGAAGCAUGGUUAGCAGAAUUGGAAAUGGAUAUGGAAAUGGAGCCAAAUAAUCCUAGUUUAAUAAACGACCCUUAUCAGCAAAGUGAACCAACUUUUGAAGAACAACUCGCUGCUACACUUGGUAUCGAUUUCCCUUAUCCUAUCGACAUCACCAACGACACGCCCUCUCUUGAGGGAGAUUUUGAUAGUAUUAAUCAAUAUCUAUCCACCCCUCAUAUUAGUGAAAACAACGAUUUUAGUAAUAAUAUUAAUAAUGGAAAUGAUAAAGAUGACAUUGUAAGGUCUGAUGUUCAAAAGAGCCAACCAUCAAAAAAUAAGAAAGAGACGAAGAAGCAAGCAGUGAGUGUUGGUUCAAAGCGAAAACGGCAGCCAAGCCAAGUCCAAGAUCACAUUAUUGCUGAGAGGAAGCGCCGGGAAUUAUUGAGCCAUAUGAUCAUUUCACUCUCUGCUAUGAUUCCCGGCCUUAAGAAGGUCGAUAAAACAACAGUCUUAGGAUCCGCAAUUAAACAUAUGAAGGAACUUCAAGAGAAAGUAAAGGUACUUGAAAGUCUGGUUGCCAAGAGGACUGCGGUAGUAAAAAAUUACUAGGGUUUUUCUAAGUUAUACCCCUAAGGUAUUCGAGUUUCUAAGGUGUACCCAUGCUUUUUCAAGUUUCUAAGUUGUGCCCCUCAACUUACUACCAUUGAUGAAUGGUGCCCUCCUUGGAACUUCCACGUCACCUAAAGUUAACUAUAAAUUUAAUAGAUUGAUGAUAAAAGGUAGGGAAAUGGUAGGAGAAAGAAAUUUUAGCCACCGCAAUCCUAAUAAUGAAAAGUGAAGCCACGAAAUCACACUCUCAAAUAACAUUUAAACAACUAAUAAGGGUACAUUUUAGUAUUGAUAAGGAGUAGAAGGGCACAGCUUAGAAACUUGAAAAAGUAUGGAUACACCUUAGAAACUCGAAUAGCUUAGGGGCAUAGCUUAGAAAAACCCAAAAAACUAAAUUCAAAGCCGACAACGGCAGUAGUGAUGAUAAUGUUUCUUUGUCGACUGUGGAUGACUAUAGUGGUGGUAGCGAUGACGGUGAUUGGUGAUGGUGAUGGUUAUGGUAGUUGUAGUAGUGCUUCAUUACCAGAAAUUGAAGUAAAAUUAAUGGGGAAAAUGCUUAUAUUAAGAGUAUGUUGUGAAAAGCAGAAGGGCAUUUUUGUAAAGUUAUUUGUAGAGGCAGAGAAGCAUGGUCUGUCCGUUACUAAUUUUAACGUUGCACUAAUGAACAACACAGCACUAGAGAUUACCACUAUUGCACAGAUGGAAAGGGGCUAUGACAAGUAUGUAUCAGAUUUGGUUACAACUCUUCGCAACGUCCUUCAUUUGGCUAGCUAACAACCAUCAUUUUGAAUCGAACAAAAUAGAUUUAUAUUAUAGUGUUGAGCUUGUACUUGUUUCAUUUUAGUAAUUUAGUUUAAGCUUAUCAUAUUUGACUUUAACCGAAUAAAAUAGGGAAGUACAUGCGGGCAUGAUAUGGCUGCAUACGCUCUGAUAUAUGAAACAUUUCAAUUUUUGUCAACUCAAACUGUUUAAUGAGGUUGAUAAGGUGGUUGCACACGUAGCAAAAAUAAUAAAGCCGAAAUAAUCCUCCUCAAUCACAUAUAGGGUUGAAAAAUGUAAACUUCUUAAGAAAAUCAAAUAAUAAAAACAUUUAAAAUGAGGUAUCACCACUAGCAUAAUCAAUACAAGACCAAUUUCUACCCAACCAAUCAAUUAUAUGUCCACAAGGAAUAUUAAAAACUAAAAUCUCUUCAGAGUUCUCAAUGUCUUUCCUAAUUAACAAUCAAACCUACUUUCAUGGAAUCAUGAAAAUUAAAGAUUUUAAGUCCCUAACUUCCUAACAAUUC